CUUUCUUCUUCUCUGUCUGCUUCCUCCUCAUUCAUUUCAAAAGCAUCAAUUUUUCAAAAGCAUCAAUUAACCAAACAAAGUAACCUUUCCUCUUGUACCACUCUCAUGUAGGUUUCCUCUUACAAAGGUCAUAACUCGCUACUCUUAACUCACCGUGACUCGUCCCUAAUGGCUAGUAACAACAACAACCCUCAUGAGAAUCUUUCCGACCAAACACCUUCCGAUGACUUCUUCGAGCAAAUCCUCGGCCUCCCCAACUUCUCAGCCUCUUCAUCCGACGGUGGGUUAGGCGGAGGAGGAGGAGGAGGAGCACCGCCGAUGAUGCUCCAGCUGGGCUCAGGCGAGGAAGGAGGCCACAUGGGUGGGCUAGGAGGAGGAAGUGGGUUUCACAACCAGAUGUUUCCUCUGGGGUUGAGUCUUGAACAAGGCAAAGGACAAGGCUUUCUUAGACCCGAAGGUGGUAGUCUUGGAACUGGGAAACGUUUCUCUGAUGACGUCAUGAAACCUGUUUUUCAUGGGCAGCCAAUGCAACAACAGCCAGCACCAGCGGCGCCGCAUCAGCCUACUUCGAUCCGUCCUAGGGUUCGAGCUAGGCGUGGUCAGGCUACUGACCCACAUAGCAUAGCUGAAAGGCUUCGUAGAGAAAGAAUAGCUGAACGGAUCAGGGCGUUGCAAGAGCUUGUACCUACUGUUAACAAGACAGAUAGAGCUGCUAUGAUUGAUGAGAUUGUGGACUAUGUAAAGUUUCUCAGGCUCCAAGUUAAGGUUUUGAGCAUGAGUCGUCUUGGUGGAGCCGGUGCAGUUGCUCCACUUGUUACUGAUAUGCCUUUGUCAUCAUCAGUUGAGGAUGAAUCUGGUGAAGGUGGAAGGGCACCACAACCCGCGUGGGAGAAAUGGUCUAACGAUGGCACAGAACGUCAAGUGGCUAAACUGAUGGAAGAGAAUGUUGGAGCAGCGAUGCAGCUUCUUCAAUCUAAGGCGCUUUGUAUGAUGCCAAUCUCAUUAGCUAUGGCUAUUUACCAUUCUCAGCCUCCAGAUACAUCUUCUGUGGUUAAGCCUGAGACUAAUCCUCCUCCACCUUAGGAUUUUUUAGUGCAUGUGAGGGUUUGUACAGCAAUCCAACAUGGCUUUUUUGCUUUCUACUACUGAUAAGGGCUCUGUUGUCUUGCUGUUUCAUUUCCCUGACAGUCACUUGUUUGGUUUGAUUGAAAGGUAAUAAGAAAAAUGCUUUGGAGAUGGAAUCAAUAGGAUUUGCAGUAGAAGGGAGGAUUUGUCAAAAAGCUCACUUGAUUAAAUAUGAUUUGCUAUCAUUUUAGGUGGACUUUGAUGAAAGCAACUUUAUGUUUUCCUGACUUUAGUGGGAGGUUGAGGAAGGGGUAUUUUAGUAGUAGUAGUAGUGAGUGUGUGGGACCUGAAGAAAAAUAAAGUAUUUGAAUAUUUUAACCGUUGUAUUAUUAUUUAUUGUAUGAUUUGGAGUGGUAUAAAUAACCAAAUGAUGUUGUUAGUC
Molecule: messenger RNA, 1507 nt
Organism: Brassica rapa (field mustard)
Lineage: Eukaryota; Viridiplantae; Streptophyta; Magnoliopsida; Brassicales; Brassicaceae
Product: transcription factor UNE12
Biological process (GO): regulation of transcription by RNA polymerase II
Cellular component (GO): nucleus
Molecular function (GO): protein dimerization activity; RNA polymerase II cis-regulatory region sequence-specific DNA binding; DNA-binding transcription factor activity, RNA polymerase II-specific
Source: RefSeq, a predicted model, not a curated record